GUUUUGCUCGACCUAACAACCAACUGGGAAAGAAGGCUACGUGGCGUCUUAUGGGCCAAUGCAACCCCUUAUCGACAAUCACGCGCCGUGUGCGCACAGCGCCCGUAAUCACGGCAUUCCACGACCAGAAAGCAUACAGCAGGGUCGCACGACCACGUCCCUCACCGGCGCAGGUUAGCCAGUACCCCUAUUCUUUUCAACCACCGAGAAAAAGGGGCGGGAAGUAUAUGAUAGCUUCGCCUUCUUCUCUUUCGUAAAUGCGCCUCUCAGUUUCUCUCUCUGUAUCACCCUGCUCUCUCAACCCGACAAUGGCGUCCGGGUCGAACUCUUUGAUGUGGUUCCGGAAGGGUCUCCGGAUCCAUGACAACCCCGCUCUCGAGCACGCCGCCAGGGGCGCCAACCACCUGUACCCACUGUUCGUGAUUGACCCGCACUACAUGGAGCCCGAUCCCACGGCAUUCUCUCCCGGGUCGGCCCGGGCCGGCCUCAACCGGAUCCGGUUUUUGCUGGAGAGUCUCGUGGAUCUUGAUUCGAGUCUGCGGAAACUUGGUUCGCGCUUGCUGGUCGUGAAAGGAGAGCCGAGCGAGGUUCUGAUUCGCUGCUUGAAGGAGUGGGACAUAAAAGAGUUAUGCUUCGAAUAUGACACAGAGUCAUACUAUCAAGCUUUAGAUGUUAAAGUUAAGAGCUAUGCUUCUACUGCUGGUAUUGAGGUUUUCUCUCCUGUGAGUCAUACACUGUUCAAUCCUGGAGAUAUCAUCCGUAAGAAUGGGGGAAGGCCACCUUUGAAUUACCAAUCAUUUGUGAAACUUGCUGGGCAGCCCUCUUGGGCAUCUUCCCCACUUUCAGCUGUGCUUUCUUCACUUCCUCCCAUUGGGAAUGUUGGGAACAGUGAGAUUUUAGAAGUUCCAACAACCAAAGAACUUGGCUAUGAGGAUUUUGGACAGGAUGAAUUAACUCCGUUCAAAGGCGGUGAGUCAGAAGCAUUGAGGAGAUUGAGAGAGGCAUUAAAUGACAAGGAGUGGGUGGCAAACUUUGAGAAACCAAAGGGUGACCCAUCUGCAUUCCUAAAUCCAGCAACAACUGUUCUGUCGCCUUACUUGAAGUUUGGUUGUCUUUCUUCCAGGUAUUUCUACCAGUGCCUAAAGGAUAUUGAAAAAAAUGUCAAGAGGCACACAACACCACCAGUUUCUCUUCUUGGGCAGUUGUUAUGGCGAGAAUUUUUCUAUACUGCCGCAUUUGGGACGCCUAAUUUUGAUCGGAUGAUGGGUAAUAGAAUAUGCAAGCAGAUACCCUGGAAUAACAAUGAUGAAUUGCUGGCGGCAUGGAGAGAAGCCAGGACUGGGUUCCCUUGGAUUGAUGCCAUCAUGGUCCAGCUUCGAAAGUGGGGUUGGAUGCACCAUCUUGCACGGCAUUGUGUUGCAUGUUUUCUAACUCGUGGAGAUCUGUUUGUUCACUGGGAACGGGGUCGUGAUGUUUUUGAGAGACUUCUGAUUGAUUCUGAUUGGGCAAUUAAUAAUGGAAAUUGGCUAUGGCUCUCCUGCUCAUCAUUUUUCUACCAGUACAACCGCAUCUAUUCCCCAAUCUCGUUUGGAAAGAAAUAUGAUCCAAAUGGUAAUUAUAUUAGGCACUUUCUCCCGAUAUUGAAAGAUAUGCCAAAGGAGUAUAUAUAUGAACCUUGGACAGCUCCAUUAAGCAUACAAACCAAAGCCAAGUGCAUUAUUGGAAGAGACUAUCCGACACCAGUGAUUUCCCACGAUGCUGCGAGCAAAGAAUGCAGGCUGAAGUUGGCUGAAGCAUAUGAAUUGAACAAGAGAUUAAAUGGGUCGGUGAGCGAGGAAGACCUGAAAAACUUGAGGAGAAACUUCGAGGAAGAUCCGAACCAGGAAUCAAAAUCUAGGAGGCAGAAGCAGAAGCUGACUGGCUAAAAUGUGGAGUAUUUUCAUCUUGGUUGGCAAUGCAGGGAUCAUAGAUGAACAGCAUUGUGAAUUGUGAUGGCCUCGGACUAAAGCGAAACAGUUGUCACAUGGGAAGAUGGUUGGCUAACCAGACAUAUCAGGCAUGGUGUGUGAUCUUUCAUUGCUCUGCCUUUGUUCCUCUGUGUGUGUGCGCGCGCGGGGGCGUGAUUUUUACUUUAAAUGGGUUAUGUAACUAAGCCCUCCUGGGCGCAAAAAUGUGUUGCUAUUGGAGAUUUGCGCCUGUGUGACAGCAUCUCUUGUUUGGCACUUAGGAAUUGAAUGAGAUUGAACAAAUAAAAUCAAAUUUAUUAUUUGAUUUUUCAUGUAAUUCAUUUAAA
Messenger RNA from Malania oleifera, 2293 nucleotides. Its product is annotated as (6-4)DNA photolyase. Gene Ontology annotation, cellular component: nucleus; cytoplasm. The coding region runs from base 258 to 1925 and encodes 555 amino acids. Gene Ontology annotation, biological process: entrainment of circadian clock by photoperiod; circadian regulation of gene expression. The record is from RefSeq and is a predicted model, not a curated record. Lineage: Eukaryota; Viridiplantae; Streptophyta; Magnoliopsida; Santalales; Ximeniaceae. The transcript has 14 exons. Gene Ontology annotation, molecular function: FAD binding; DNA binding.